CGCUAUGACUAGACUUUCCAGCUCUUCCUGCAAAAGUCAGCUUCUCGUCACCAGAAGGAUUUGUGUUCAAGCUAAGUUACAGGUCGACCUCUACAGGAAGAAUGUCAUGUGACUAUUCUUUAUAAUGGCGAGUUACAGGAGAAUCGAGUCCGAUCCGUCCAACCUCGCGGACUGGAUGGCUCUUCUACCAGAAUCUUUGACGUCAGCUCCACUCAGACAUCUAGCUAUUCCAGGUUCUCAUGCCUCGUUCAGUUGCACAGUUACACAUUUUAACGACAUUGCACCUGAUAGCUCUUUCCUUGUACGGACCCUUGGACACCUCUCCUGUUGUUUGGGGAAAGAAAGAAUUUAUCAAUGGAAUCGUACGCAGGAUCUGUCGGUGAAACAGCAACUGACUUCCGGUAUACGUUACUUUGAUGUCCAAGUCUCGGCGCGAACGCGGAAUGGUGACUUCCGGGUCGUAUGUGGUCUAUUUGGAGAUGAACUGAGUGCUUGCAUGAAAGAAAUAAAAGUGUUUUUAGAUCACCACGACAAGGAAGUCAUAAUAUUUGAUAUAAAUCAGUUUUAUGAAAUGAACGAUGUUUUGCACAUGAAAUUGUUAUCCAUUAUUACUCACUGCUUCGAUGACAAACUGUGCCCGUACAACAAAGAUAGUGACGUCAGCUUAGAAUCGUUGUGGAAUCGGGGUCAACAGGUCAUUGUGAUAUACCAUCAUGAUAUAAUUCAGGAGUACGAGAAUUUCUGGCCUGGAAGUUCAGUAGUGUAUCACCCAGAUUCAUGUGCAGAAACGCCCGAAGAUCUGAUAUUCCAACUAGAAAAGAAUUUCGAUAAUGACCAAGAAAGGGUACAUUUUGAGUGUGGUAGGGCGGUCGUAUCCUUGUCAAAUCGGAAGUGUCUGAUGCGAUUAUCCAGUUCAAGAAAGCAAGAAAUAUCGAGAACAGUGGCGCCCGUAAUAAGUUCAUGGUUGAAAGAUGCGUGUCGCACACGAACGAAACUCAAUAUAAUUGUGGUGGAUUUCAUCCAUCUAUUAAAUUUUGUUCAGCAUGUUGUCAAUUUAAACACAGCGGAAGGUGCAGAUGUGUAUGACGUACAUGCCAAUGGAAAAACAACACUUUAAUUUUCUGAAAAUAUUUCGUUGAAUGCUUUCGCUUCUCUACAUUUAGAUAGCCAUUGCACGAUUCACACACAUUUGUUGUUUUACCAAGCAUGUCCACACUAGGCACAUCAUCAAUAUGUGGUUGGUUUGAACAUAUUUUGUAGCAUAUUAAUGAUAUACAAAAUACUGCAUUAUAUAUGGAUAGCUCCGUUUACCUGAUCAAUAAAAAAAGUAGGACUGAGGACGAGUGUGGCCGACUAACAUGGGGUGCUUACUCUUUGUAGUCACCUGAUUUCACCGUUAGUAUAUCCUGGCAUCCGUGUUUAUCUUACUGUGAAUUUUUAGGUCACCUGAAUUCAUUCAGGUGACCUAUUGCUAUCUGUUUUUGUCCGUCGUCGUUCGUCGUGCGUUAACAUUUGAAUAUUUUCAGCUUCUUCUCUGAAACCCCUGAACCAAUUUCAACCAAUUUUGGCAUAUAGCAUCUGUGGGUGGAGGGGAACGAAAAUUGUGAAAUUCGUGGUCCCUGCCCCCAUGGGGCCUGAGGAGUGGGGCAAAAACCAUCAAAAUGAGUGUAAUUUUAAAAAAUCUUCUUUACUCCUGGACAUCAAGAAGCCAAACUGUGGGCAUAAUUAUAAUGAGUGUUGAGCCCUCUACCAAAAUUGUGAAAUUCAUGGCCCCUGGGGCAGGGGUUCUUGUGUUAGGGUGGGGCUCUAUUGGUCAUAUAGUGAAAGUGUAGAAAUUCUUUGAAAAUCUUCUUCUCUGUCUCUGGGUAUGAAGUAGACAAACUAAUAGCAUGGUAAUGAUGAGCAAGGAUGCCUCUUUAUACCCCCCGCAACAAGUUGUGGAGGGGGGGGGGGGUAUACUGGAAUCGGGUUGUCCAUCUGUCCGUCCGUCCGUCCGUCUGUAGAUGCAAUGGUUUCCGGGCUCUAAAGCAUUAUCCUUUCCACCUACCGUCACCAUAUCAUAUAUAUGGACUACCCAUAGGAUGAAGAUGUUCCCUAUCGAUUUUGGGGUCAAAAGGUCGAAGGUCAAGCGCACUGGACAUUGAAGUAGCAAUAUGGUUUCCAGGCUCUAAAGCGUUAUCCUUUCCACCUACAGUCACCAUAUCAAAGAUAUGGACUACCCAUGGGAUGAAGAUGUUCCCUAUGGAUUUUGGGGUCAAAAGGUCGAAGGUCAAGUGCACUGGACAUUGAAGUAGCAAUAUGGUUUCCGGGCUCUAAAGCGUUAUCCUUUCCACCUACAGUCACCAUAUCAUAUAUAUGGACUACCCAUGGGAUGAAGAUGAUCGCUAUCGAUUUUGGGGUCAAAAGGUCAAAGGUCAAGCGCACUGGACAUUGAAGUAGCAAUAUGGUUUCCGGGCUCUAAAGCGUUAUACUUUCCACCUACAGUCACCAUAUCAUACAUAUGGACUACCCAUGGGAUGAAGAUGUUCCCUAUCAAUUUUGGGGUCAAAAGGUCAAAGGUCAUGCGCACUGGACAUCGAAGUAGCAACACUCAGAAAAGAGGUAGUUUAUACCUAUUACCAACACCCUUUGGGAGAUUGGGGUAAGCGGGGGGUAUUCUUAGUGAGCAUUGCUCACAGUACCUCUUGUUAAAAAUUGUGAAAUUCAUGGCCCCUGGAUCAGGGGUUCUGGUGCUAGGGUGGGGCUCUAUAAGUCAUAUAGUGAAAAUGCAUUAUUUCUUUGAAAAUCUUCUUCUCUGUCCUUGGGUAUUAAGUAGACAAACCAAUAGCAUGAUUAUGAUGAGCAAGGAUGCCUCUUUCAAAAUUGUGAAAUUCAUGGCCCCUGGGUCAGGGGUUCUGGUAUUAGGGUGGGGCCCUAUUGAUCAUAUAGUGAAAAUGCAUUUUAUUUCUUUGAAAAUCUUCUCCUCUGCUGCUGGGUAUUAAGUAGACAAACUAAUAGUAUGAUAAUGAUGAUCAAGGAUGCUUCUUUCAAAACUGAAAUUUAUGGCCCCUGGGUCAGGGGUUCUGGUGCAAAGGCAGGGCUGACCACAUAGCUAUUCAAUGUUUCUUCCAUCCAAAAGUAAAAUUCUUAUAUUUAAACACAAACCUAAUUCAAACAUUGGAAGGUUGUUACAUGAUACUCAGGUGACCUAUAAGGCCCCUGGGCCUCUUGUUAUAAACUAAUAUGAUUUAUCAGAUUGGUCACUGUUCAUUACCUCACUUCUUUAUGUUCAGAUAAGCCUUUUUGAUAAAAGAUGGUAGUUUUCUCUCCGUCAUGCUCAUUCAUAGAUAUUUGCCAAUACCAUGAUUUUAAGUCUAAAAACGUAAAAUAUUUGGAUUUUCUUAGCUGAUCUAGUAAAUCACCAGUCGAUGGUAAAGGCCACGAAUUUCUUUUUCUGAGUUUUUCGUUUUCUAAGUGCUUUGUGCUAUCAUUCUUAUCAAUACCACGAUCUCGGGAAAACAUCAUUAUGGACAUGCCAGUGUCUACCUAAAAUAAAAGGAACAUUUAAUAAAUAUGUAUUUUGAACCAUGUAAAAUUGAUGAAACAUUGUCAGACCCCCAGUGACAAACUCUAAUUUCAAAUUGGUGCCACUGGGGGAUUUCAGUCUAAUUUUUGGUUUAAUUAGCAAAGGACGAAUAAAAGCAUUAAAUUACGUUUACAAUUUGUUUUAACGAGAGCAAGCCCCAGUGAUCUGUCAAAAUACAUGUAAAGGAGGUCGAGGAAAAUCCUGAUAAGCCGAAUUCAGUUACUUUUACAACCUCCAGGUUGAUUAAGAGGUUUACUAAUUGAGUAUGUGCUGAUUUGUAUUGUAUAUAAGCUAGUAUGUAUCUUAUAUGUUCUCUACAUUGAUGUAAAUUAGUUAAUGAGAAUAAAGUAAUUGUCUACUUCCUGUG
Ostrea edulis (European flat oyster) is the source of this 3932-nucleotide messenger RNA. RefSeq names its product PI-PLC X domain-containing protein 3-like. Lineage: Eukaryota; Metazoa; Mollusca; Bivalvia; Ostreida; Ostreidae. The transcript is spliced from 2 exons. Gene Ontology annotation, molecular function: phosphoric diester hydrolase activity. The coding region runs from base 125 to 1117 and encodes 330 amino acids. The record is from RefSeq and is a predicted model, not a curated record. Gene Ontology annotation, biological process: lipid metabolic process.